This is a messenger RNA of Helicoverpa zea (corn earworm), 775 nucleotides long. RefSeq lists its product as uncharacterized. Bases 273 to 728 code for a protein of 151 amino acids. NCBI's taxonomy places the organism in Eukaryota, Metazoa, Arthropoda, Insecta, Lepidoptera, Noctuidae. The transcript is spliced from 3 exons. The record is from RefSeq and is a predicted model, not a curated record.
GCCCCCUAGGACGUGCUGCCCGCGUGCUGUGCACGCGCUGCACGCCCGCUUACGGCGGGCCUGGUAAGAAGAAGCAAUCAAUCUGACGCGUUUACGAAUUCUACCUAUUACAGCUAAAUGGUGUUGUUACAAGCCAUAAAAAGGUAGGUACAUGUACCUACCAUUUUGAAAGAACUGUCAAUAAUGGAAUGUUAAAUCAAUGCUUGUCAUUUUGUCAUCAUACGAUUCUAUUUUCUCCUUAAUUUACUGUAAAUAAAUUAACAUUUUUGAUCAUGGAGUACUUUGGAAUAACUAUGUAUGGUCCCCAAAAUUAUAUGCACGAUAUAAUGAUAGAACAAUAUCAAGAACCUAUGUCUAAAGAAGAAGUUAAACCUAUGAUGGAAAAAGUCAAAGAGUAUUCUACUCUUCCGAAAACUAUACAACGUCCGGAUGCAGACGUGAUCAGGCUUAUCGAUGUGUACAUAGGAAGAGUCAAUGGAUUCGCUUACGGUUCUACGGGCAGAUUCGUCAAAAUGAAGCGUAAAGGCGUUAUGAAACCUCCUUACCCUUGUGAUAUGUACCGGCUCCCGCCUACUACAUAUAUGGAGCUUGGAUGGUGGCUACAUGAUCCAGCAAUAGCAAACUCGGAUUGGCAUGUGACCAAGCCAAGAUUCCCGCAACCUGCGUCACCGAACACUUUGAUUCUAGAUAAAGUGCGAAGAAAUAAUAAAUAUGCCACUCUUUUCUGAUGAAUAAAAACGUACAUUGCCUUAAUAAAAAUUGACUUUAUAUUGUA